AGGAAAGAGUCAGGUAAGAUGGCAUCCUCUCCAUGGCAAAACUCUGAGGUAUAUAAACAUCACCAUCAGAAGGAUGUAUGCUUUACAAGACCGAAGUACAGAGAGGGGAGGAAACCCAAGGCUGUCAAGGUGUACACAAUCAACUUAGAGUCACGCUACCUGUUGGUGCAAGGAGUGCCAGCACUAGGAGUAAUGACAGAGCUGAUCCAACUCUUUGCACUUUAUGGAGCUGUUGAGGAGUACCGCAUAUUGGAUGAUUAUCCUGCAGAAGAGUUCACCGAAACCUACCUUAUGAAGUUCCAAAAAAUACAAAGUGCAAGAGCUGCAAAACGCAAGUUGGAUGAAAAAAGUUUCUUUGGUGGUUUGCUUCAUGUCUGUUAUGCACCAGAAUUUGAAACAUUGGAAGACACAAGAGAAAAGUUACAAGACAGAAGGCAGUUUAUUGCAAGAGUAACCCAUAACAAAAAUAAAAAUCUGCCUAAAUUGGAAAAGUCUAAAGAAGCCGACAGCAGUGCUAUAAGAAGCACCUUACGGAAAGAACUUGCAGCCACAGCAAAGGAAUAUGUUGCCAGUGAGACUGAACAUUCCUCCUAUUAUGGUUACCCAAUGCUACCACCACCUCCCCAAGAACAUCUGUCCGUUUUGUCACAUGUGUCUGGUUACAGGGAGCAAACUAUCCGCACUCCGUCACCGUUUCAGUUGAAUUCCUCUUACCCAAGUGAGAUGCCUGAACCUUGGAAAUUAAAUGAAAAGGAGGAAACUUCAGUAAGGCCAGAGAAAACGACUCCUCCAGGUGCAAAGCCUAAGCACAUUUCUGACCUUCAUUGUGGCACAAGAUUUAUUCCAAGGACCACGUGCUUGCUGGACAGAAAACGUAAAAAUGAACAAGUGGGAACUAAUUUAUUAGUUGGAAGCAGUGCAGAUCAUACAAGUGAAGUGUUAAUUGGUCCAAAAUUACCAAACACGCCCAAAGUAGACAUGGGAGAUACCUCAUUAAACAUAACAGCAGACUUGAUUCGAAACAAAAUAUUAAAGGUUUCUUCAGUGUCUGAGGUGAAAGAAGAAAAUCGGAACCUGCAACAAAACAAUCAACCAAAACAGCGACGGAGAAUCUGACCGUCUACAGCUUGUAAAGAUUUAAGACGUGUGGAUUGUUAAUUUCCCUACCCAAUCACACCCCAGACUGCUAUUCAGGAUUGAUGAAUGCACUGUAUGACCACUCAGUAAACCAGUAUGUAUGUACAGCAAAACAGUAAGCUUCAGAAAAUGAAAAUGUUUUAAUCUGGUUAUGAAGUAUUGUUCCUUCAGUUAAAACCGAUUAAAAGGAAAGUCUUCCAUAAUUCUUUGCAAUUGAUACAUGAUAGUGUACGCGUCACUAUUUACAAAAUAAUUUUUUUUUUUUAAAUAACAGUUCUAUUUCCAGGAUCAUUAGUUGUCAAUGUCUUGCUGGAAAGCCUCUCCUUCAAAUGCAAGUACAGUCUGUUGAGAAAAGAAAAACAAAAAUGGUAUAAAAUACUUUACACCUGAUCUGACUUCACAAAAAAAUGAGGACAUAGGCAAUAAUAUUCACUAUAACAGUAAGAAGUUGGUUCAUCUCAGAGUAGGCAACAACAAUAUAAUCUAUAAAUCUUGUUUUGGACCUGCUUAAUGCAGGAUUGUGGACAGGCUAGAGUUAAACCAGAGAGUGCUGGGUGCAAUGCCACUCCAGGGCGGCCUCAGAUACAGUGAGCCAAUUAGAAAGUUAGCAGAUGUGAAUUUCUUUGAGUUGGCGCUGUGGUAAUGCUACUGCUUUGCAACAAAAAUGCCAUUUUUCACAUCACAGGUUGUUUGUGUGGAGUUUAAAUGUUCUCCUUGUGGUUGUGUGGGUUUCCUCUCAUAGAUUACAAAUCUGCAGGUUAGGUGGAUUAGCAUUGGUAAAUUGACCCCAGUUUGUUUGUCUGUGUGUCCAUCCUGGAAUGGACUGGUGCCCAGGCUAGGGUUUGUCCCUGAUGUGCACCCUGCGCUUGAUGGGUUAGGUUCCUGCAGCCCGGUGACCGUUUGGAUAUUGCCAGUUUGGAAAAUGGAUGAGUAUCUUUGGGCUUUGUGUGGAAAACCUAUGCAGAUGUGGGCAGAACAUGCAAACUUGAUGCAGAUGGUGACAAGUGAGAGGUACACACGUUUUCACUUAUACCUUGGUGUCUGGCAGACAUGAUCCAAAAGCUUCAAGCAAGAGCUCUUCAUCUCUAACGGCCUUUUCAAAGUCUGAAAAUGAAAGCCUGCCAUCGUGAUCAUGGUCCUGUUAAAAAGAGAAGAGUAUUUUAGAAACAAAACGUGCAUAAUAUCUAGAUGUACAAGUUGUCACACUAGUGACAUGCGUAUAGCGCCCAUAUAAACUUCAUAACUAAGUUGUAGUGUUUAAUUAGUGUGUAUUAACAGUAAUAAAAAAAAAAAAAACACAGUAAAAUUAUUACACUUUUUUUUGUGAUAAAGCUGUGCUUUUUUUGUCCUUGCUUACAUAGUAGCCGAUGCCAUUUGUCUACAGGAUCUACUAGAGAAAGGUUUUCACUUUACACUAAGACUGUAAGCGCAUCAUGUGGUACUCCAUGAUAAAAUUACUCAAAAUAAAUAUGUGCAGCCUUCCACAGAUGCUUUACAGUAUUUCUAAGACUUGUUGUUAUAAUACAUUUGUCUACAGCUGAUAUAGAAAGAUCACACUUCAAGGAUCUGCAGGCGAGAACGCUGGCAAUUUUGAAAGUGAAAUUAAUAUUUUUGUUUUACUUAAUUACUUUUGUUUUUUGUUGCUGGUUUAAUGUUAAAGGUGCUAACAAAACAUUUUAAUAGUUGGUGACAUACCAUGGCUGCCAUCUCUAAGAAAUUUGACAAACUAGAGGAGGCCAUUCAGUACAUCAAACCCAUUUGUUUAGCUGCUUGUUAAAGGUUGUCAGGGGGUCUUCUGCUGCUAUUGUUCAGUAUGUUGCUGCAGGCCCCCACAAGUUGGCAUUCUGGCUUCAGUCCUUCCUCGUGUGUACCACACAUUACUGGAGUGAUGCUUAUGCCAGUGGUUGCCAAUUUUAGAUCUAGUGGAAGAGUUUGGUUUCCAUUGGCAACUUUUACUGAUUCUGAGGUGUAUUUAGUUCAUUUACUUUUUUCACAUUCAUAAAUAAUUGCCAAAUUUUGGUGUGCUUUAUGCAGAGAGAGGUUGAGAACCUGCACUGAUACAGCGUGUUCCUGCACACAUCCCAUGAAGACCAACUACAAAUCAAAUUUUCGAUUAACCUACUGGAACAGCAUAUUUUUGGGGGGGGUGGGGGGCGUCCUUGUCACUGUUCCAUUGUCAUGGACUCUGAUCACAGGUCAGACACUCACUGUGGAGUUUGUCCUGUGGCCAAGUGCGUUUCAUCCAAGAAAGCAAGUUUCCUCCCACGUUUCACAGAAAGACCUACAAUUUAUGGCUGUUAACCGACAAAUUGGCCAGUUGUGUGGGCCUUGCCUCUUAUGCUACACUCUGUGACCCAGGAUUGUAAUAUAUGAAUUCAAAAAAGUAAAUGAAUUUUCUUUUCUAGGCAGGAGAUGUAUUUUACUUUGAUGUCCACUCCUUUUUUUUUAAUUGUCACUGUAACAGAAACUAAUGAAGGAACAAUCUGUAAGCUAUGAAUUAAAACAGAAUACUAUACUCAAUGGAAAAUA
Molecule: messenger RNA, 3666 nt
Organism: Polypterus senegalus (gray bichir)
Lineage: Eukaryota; Metazoa; Chordata; Cladistia; Polypteriformes; Polypteridae
Gene: rbm48
Product: RNA binding motif protein 48
Exons: 5
Coding region: 19-1116 (365 amino acids)
Cellular component (GO): nucleoplasm
Molecular function (GO): RNA binding
Source: RefSeq, a predicted model, not a curated record